GUAGAGGGCAGUCAAUGCAACAGCACCUGAAGAAGAGGUACACCUAGAACUAUUUUUUUAGGUUUUUUUUUACCCCCACUCUGCUCCUCUCCAGUGAUGAAACGAAAUAAACUUCACAGCUGAGAACAGUCUUUGAACCCACAACUAGGAAGCUGUAUAAUCUUUAAACUCUCUCCUUCCCUGUUUAAUUGUGUGGAACAGGGAAGGCAGACUGCACAGCCUGCUUUUCGAGGUCUCUUUUCACUUUUGAGUUUUUUAGUGACUUGUCCAGCUGCCCAAAAACAGAUAGCAGUUGGUUGAAGAAAGUGGAGAUCUUCCUUAAAACUGUGGGUAUAAGGAAAUGCUAGAUUUAGUGAUAUCACAGAGCCUGUCUGUAACCAGUGGGUGUUCAGAGAACCUUAAGUUUAACCAUUCCGACAGCCACCCAGACUCUCCUGAUGACAUAGCAGAUAAGUCAACGAAAGUAUCUUGCGGAGAGAACUUCCUUCGUUCAGGCAUCGGCAAAGAAUCCCAACAAUUUGCACCUGAAGUGAAUUACUCAAGGCACUACCCUCAUAUAGUGUCACCCCCAUCAAUAUCAGCUAUGGCUGCCUACGGACAGACGCAGUACAGCGCAGGGAUUCAGCAAGCUGCGGCGUACUCGUCUUAUGCCCCUCCGGGACAAGCGUAUGGAAUUCCAUCUUACAGCAUCAAAACAGAGGACAGUUUAAGUCAUUCUCCUGGGCAGAGUGGAUUUCUAAGCUACAGUUCGAAUUUUAGUACACCUACCCCAGGGCAGGCACCGUACACCUAUCAGAUGCAUGGUCCAACGGGGAUUUAUCAGGGAGCCAACGGUUUGACCAACACUGGCUCAUUUGGUGGUGUGCAUCAGGAAUAUUCGUCAUAUCCAGGCUUCAGCCAAGGUCAAUACCCACAGUAUUACAGCGCAUCCUAUAACUCUCCCUAUGUACCAAACAAUAGCCUCAGCCCGACAGCAAUCUCUACAAGCACAUUCUCACUUCAAGAAUCAUCUCAUCACAUCUCAAAUGAGAGCACGGAAUCACUGUCUGUAGAUUAUACGCAUAACGGUCCGUCUACGCCAAUAAAAGAUUCAGAAAACGAUCGACAACACAGAGGGUCGGACGGAAAAUUGCGCGGAAGAUCAAAAAGGAACAUCGACCCCUCUCCCACAAUAGAUAAUGAAAUUGAGCGUGUGUUCGUGUGGGAUUUGGACGAGACGAUAAUUAUUUUUCACUCCUUACUCACGGGAACUUUUGCGACCAGAUAUGCGAAGGACACCACUACGUCAGUCAGAAUAGGUCUUAUGAUGGAAGAGAUGAUAUUUAACCUUGCUGAUACACAUCUGUUCUUUAAUGACCUGGAGGAAUGUGAUCAGAUACACAUAGAUGACGUGUCUUCAGACGACAACGGACAGGACUUGAGCACCUAUAACUUUUCAGCAGAUGGCUUUCACAGCUCAGCCGCUGGUGCAAAUCUCUGUCUGGGAUCUGGAGUCCACGGGGGUGUCGACUGGAUGAGGAAAUUAGCGUUCCGGUACAGGAGAGUGAAGGAGAUGUACAGCACCUAUAAAAACAAUGUCGGAGGGUUAAUAGGUGCUCCAAAGAGAGAAACGUGGCUUCAGCUGAGGGCAGAGAUGGAGGCCCUGACUGAUUUAUGGCUCACUCACGCACUGAAGGCUCUGAAUUUGAUACAUUCCAGACCCAACUGUGUAAAUGUUUUAGUUACCACCACCCAGCUAAUACCAGCCAUUGCUAAAGUCCUUCUGUAUGGACUUGGAACAGUCUUUCCAAUUGAAAAUAUAUACAGUGCAACAAAGACAGGGAAAGAAUGUUGCUUCGAGCGAAUAAUGCAACGGUUUGGGAGGAAAGCUGUGUACGUCGUUAUCGGAGACGGAGUUGAAGAGGAACAAGCCUCAAAAAAGCACAAUAUGCCAUUUUGGAGAAUUUCAUGCCACGCCGACCUUGAGGCUUUACGACAUGCUUUGGAGCUGGAAUAUUUGUAGCAGAUUGAGAGCUGAGUGAUGACUGUCAUGUAAGUCUAUCAAACAAUGUAAUUCAUCAAGAAUUUCCUCUUGGUCACAGCUACCUAGAAACAGAUCUUCAGCUCGUUCCUUCCGUGAAAAGGCUAGGACAAUUCAACCAUAACAAAUGGACAGUGAAGACUUCCUUGAAGGAAAAUAGCUUAUCCCGAUGGAUAAUUUGUAUAAUUUAAUUGGAUGCAUAUAUCUGAACCUGGACUUGUGAGGUUUUUCUUUUUUGUUUUUUUUUACAUGAACUAUUUAUAAGCACAAAACGACUCAACGUCAUGGGUCAGUUUGUUCAGGAGUCAGCAAGGAACGAUCAUUCUUGGUCGGACAUCCCUUUCUAUACAAUGCAUUACCUUUCACAGGACUUGAUGGAAAUAAGAGUCAAAUGUUGGUUUUAAUUUUGAUUUUUUUUUUUUUCUAAUUUAUGGACUAUUCUCAAUUUCCUGUCAUUACUCUCCUUUAACAGAUGGGGAGGGAGGGUGUGCAUCGAUUUUAUUUAAUAAUUCUUUUCUUCACGGCAAACUCUGGGGACAAUCAUGUUGUGUACAUUAGUAAUGGCUGGUAAGGAUUAUUAUAGUUCUGUUUUAACAUUGUACAGAUGGUAUGUGGACUGCGCAUGUGUCUACGACGUGCCUUAAGCUUACCAUCUCUGGUUUUUAUAUAUAAAAACAGUAUGUUGUCAUGAAUGAAAGGCAUUAAAUAAACCUAAGUUUACAUUUUGGGGACAAAA
Pelobates fuscus (common spadefoot toad) is the source of this 2756-nucleotide messenger RNA. RefSeq names its product EYA transcriptional coactivator and phosphatase 2 (gene EYA2). The transcript has 17 exons. Gene Ontology annotation, molecular function: protein tyrosine phosphatase activity. Lineage: Eukaryota; Metazoa; Chordata; Amphibia; Anura; Pelobatidae. The record is from RefSeq and is a predicted model, not a curated record. Gene Ontology annotation, cellular component: nucleus. The coding region runs from base 341 to 2002 and encodes 553 amino acids. Gene Ontology annotation, biological process: negative regulation of extrinsic apoptotic signaling pathway in absence of ligand; multicellular organism development; positive regulation of DNA repair.